AUGUCCACCGCGUCCGACGCGCCUCUGGAACGAUCAUCCUCCUCCACCUCCCUCUCCGGCAUGGGUAUCCAUUUCCCCCCAUCCUCUCCCUCCCCCCUCCCCCCCUCACUCUCCCCCUUCCCUCGCCCUGGCGAAUCCAAGGGAGGUUAUGGCGAAGGGAUGCAGAGAUCUCUCUCGGACGAUGGCAGCGGCAAGAGAUGGAAGGGCGCCGUGCCUGACGCGUCGGGGGGAGGGGCUGCAUCUUCGGGUACUGCGAUGGCCCAUUCAUACUCCAACGCCGCCAGCCUCCCGCCGUUCGCUGCGCCUGUCCCGGUGCAUACCCAGAGCAGCUUGCACCCUACCUAUACGCCCACGAGGCCGAGGACGAUCUCCCCCAGGCCGCCUUCCUCCCCUUCCGGCCAGCACCCUCAAGCGCAGGAAUCAUCUCAACAGGGGUUCGCGUCUAGUACCGCAUACGGUGCGAUGCAAAGCGAAGCCGCCCGAGGCAGGGUCAUCUCCCCCCAAAAAGACCCCGGUGCUCCCUCCCCUCUCGACCCCUCCUCUUCCUCUUCCUCCGCCUUGGCUUACGCGUCUGCAAACGGGUAUGACGCUUCCAACCCAUACUCUUCCCCUUCCUCCACCCCCCUCCGCUCCCACCACAACGGCGGCAGCAGCAAAGAUGGGUAUCAAUCGCUCUUCCCACUGACGGGCGAAGAAUCGCACUUGGGCUCGUCCCCGACGGUGCAUCAGGAAAAAGUAAAGUUUACGGAUAGCACGACGUUCUGGCUUGGGCUGUACUUUCUCUUCAAUUUGGGGUUGACGUUGUAUAAUAAGGCGUUGUUGAUGAGUUUCCGGUUCCCCUACACGUUGACCGGGUUGCAUGCGUUAUCGGGGAGUGCUGGGUGUUAUAUAGCGCUUGAACGAGGUGCCUUUGUCCCGGCAAGGUUGACGCAAAGGGAGAACUUGAUACUCGCAGCGUUCUCGGUGCUUUAUACUGUCAAUAUCGCUAUUUCAAACGUGUCCCUUCAGCUCGUCUCUAUCCCCUUCCACCAAGUCGUACGCGCUUCAACACCGCUCUUUACAAUCUUCAUCUCCCUCAUCUUCUUGCGCACCCGGUUCAGCCUGAUCAAGCUCGUUUCGCUGUUACCUGUUGUUGCUGGUGUUGGCUUUGCGACGUAUGGAGAUUACUCGUUCACUGCUUGGGGUUUGAUCCUCACGCUGCUGGGUACUUUUUUGGCGGCGUUGAAGACGGUAGUCACAAACUUGAUCCAAACCGGGUCCGGCGGUCGUCUUAAGCUCCACCCCCUCGAUCUUCUAAUGCGCAUGUCCCCCCUCGCCUUCAUCCAAUGCGUCCUCUACGCCUGGCACAACGGCGAACUCGAACACGUCCGCGCCUACGGUGCCACCCAAAUGACCCGCACCAAGGCUGUGGCGUUGCUCGUGAAUGGUGUGAUUGCUUGUGGGCUGAAUAUUGUGUCAUUUACGGCGAAUAAGAAGGCGGGGGCUUUGACUAUGACUGUUAGUGCCAAUUGUAAACAAGUCCUAACAAUCGCACUCGCCGUCGUCCUCUUUGGCUACACCAUCACACCCACCAACUCUAUCGGUAUCCUCCUCACCCUGGUGGGCGGCGGGUGGUAUGGGUGGGUCGAGUUUCAGGAGAAGAAGAAGAAGACGAAGGUUUCGGAGCGGUCUUGA
Cryptococcus wingfieldii CBS 7118 is the source of this 1674-nucleotide messenger RNA. RefSeq lists its product as hypothetical. Gene Ontology annotation, molecular function: antiporter activity. The transcript is spliced from 7 exons. Gene Ontology annotation, cellular component: Golgi apparatus. The record is from RefSeq and is a predicted model, not a curated record. Bases 1 to 1674 code for a protein of 557 amino acids. Lineage: Eukaryota; Fungi; Basidiomycota; Tremellomycetes; Tremellales; Cryptococcaceae.